AUGCAGCAGCUCCUUGUAAUCGCACUUCUAUUGAUUGUCGUCGUCGCCGAUGAACAGAAUACUACUUUCCAUCAACUUUCUCCAUCCGUUUGCUCUUGCGCUCCACCUGCAGCGCUGCCCACCUGCAGCUGCGCACAAGCUAUUGAGCCAUCGUGUAAAUGCACUGUCGCACCACUUCCUCCGACAAAUAACUGCGCAUGCAUUAUGCAAGCACAGGCUACCCAGUGCCAACCUGUGUGCAAUAUGAAUUGUAUCGACACUUGCCAGCAUCCGCAGCAGUGUUCAGAGCUCUGCAGUAGUUCUUGUCGAAACGCUUGCCAACCUAUUACACAGAAUGCCUGCUACUCUCAGUGCCUGCUGUCCUGCCAACCAGAACGGUUGCCAACUUGCGACCAGGCAUGCCAAAAUAGUUGCAUUACUGACGACGAAUAUGCACGUAAAUUGAUUCAUCAGUUGACUUACAAUACGCCAGGCAUGUUGCCUAGGACAGUAUCCGCUCCAAUCGUUACUCCUCCAGCAAGCUUGUCUGCCGCUACUACUUCACCCAUUCAGAGUCAUUGUCGUCAAUGUCAGUCAUCUUGUGGCCAGACUUGUCAGAAACAAGUUUCUGUCCCCGCUCCCGUCUGCGAGCAGCAGUGCCAGCAAAUCUGCAUGCCUGUCUGUAAAGUAGCUCCAGCUCCAGCGCCAGAAAUCAAAGUGACGGUGCAGGAAUCGGCUCUGAAAAGCGUGAACUGCCAACCAAGCUGUGAGAAUGCAUGUAAUGCACAAUGUGUGCACCUCAGCGAAAGUCCGAACAUAUGUGGUGCAGCUUGCACACAAUCCUGUGCUAAAACAUGCGCACCAGUUGUUGUGAACUGUCUUCCUCCUCUCACCACUGGGACAUGCUCCUGCCCGGAAGCUUACAGGCCGUGCGCUGGCAAAACGAAAUGCUGCAGACAAUGA
Messenger RNA from Necator americanus (New World hookworm), 942 nucleotides. RefSeq lists its product as uncharacterized. The transcript is spliced from 8 exons. The record is from RefSeq and is a predicted model, not a curated record. Bases 1 to 942 code for a protein of 313 amino acids. NCBI's taxonomy places the organism in Eukaryota, Metazoa, Nematoda, Chromadorea, Rhabditida, Ancylostomatidae.